Molecule: messenger RNA, 570 nt
Organism: Trichomycterus rosablanca
Lineage: Eukaryota; Metazoa; Chordata; Actinopteri; Siluriformes; Trichomycteridae
Product: dual specificity protein phosphatase 26-like
Exons: 3
Coding region: 1-570 (189 amino acids)
Biological process (GO): protein dephosphorylation; negative regulation of MAPK cascade
Cellular component (GO): cytoplasm
Molecular function (GO): MAP kinase phosphatase activity; protein tyrosine/serine/threonine phosphatase activity
Source: RefSeq, a predicted model, not a curated record
AUGUCCUACAGGUCCAGGUACGCGGACAGACGGAAUGAGAAAACGGAGAUCGACUUCAGCUCUCCUGGUUUGGCGGUGAUAGAAGUUGAGCAGCUGCUGUUUGCCGGGAGAGCCAUCAGCGGUCCGGCCAACGAGGUCUGGCCCAGACUUUACAUAGGAGACAUGGACUUUGCCGAGAAUCGGGCCGCAUUGGGUAGGCAGAACUUCACCCAUGUGCUGAACUGCGCCCACAGCUCCAGACGUGGUAAUGACUUCUACUCUGGCAUGGGCAUCACCUACAUGGGCAUCGAGGGCCAUGACUCACCUGCCUAUGACAUGAGCGUCAACUUCAAUACAGGAGCGGAAUUCAUCCAUCACGCUCUCAAUACAGGAGGUAAAAUUCUGGUCCACUGCCAUGUUGGUGUAAGUCGUUCUGCCACCAUAGUGCUGGCCUAUCUAAUGCUGAAGCACAACAUGACCCUGGUGGAGGCCAUCAACAAGGUGAAAGAGGGAAGAGGGAUUAUACCCAACCGAGGCUUCCUCAGACAGCUCAUCGACCUGCACAUCAAACUGUACGGCUACAGAUCCUGA